Paramisgurnus dabryanus is the source of this 1403-nucleotide messenger RNA. RefSeq names its product nuclear factor of kappa light polypeptide gene enhancer in B-cells inhibitor, alpha b (gene nfkbiab). Lineage: Eukaryota; Metazoa; Chordata; Actinopteri; Cypriniformes; Cobitidae. The record is from RefSeq and is a predicted model, not a curated record. Gene Ontology annotation, biological process: toll-like receptor 4 signaling pathway; cellular response to tumor necrosis factor. Gene Ontology annotation, molecular function: NF-kappaB binding. Gene Ontology annotation, cellular component: cytosol.
GUCUGGCACAGCACAGUUCAGAAACGCAAGAGACUCGAUACACUGUGUGUGGAACUUUAUCGAAGCAGCAAACCAAAUCAAACCAAAUGGAUUAUUAUGCAGAUGGCCGUGAUCCCAAAACUGGGAAGCUGCUCGGAAACACCGACGAGCGUCUCGACAGCGGUUUGGAUUCGCUGAGGGAGGAUGAAUAUUCGUCUGUGGAGUGUGAAUUUAGGCGGAUGGAUUUGUCCCGCGAUGGGCAGGAGGUCUAUGAAGAACCCUGGAAGAAAUAUCUCACCGAGGACGGAGACACGUAUCUGCAUCUUAGUAUAAUACACGAGGCACAAGAUGCUGCAUUGAAGAUCAUUCAUUUGUCCAACGGUGAAGCCUUCCUCAACAUACAGAACAACCAAAGACAGACCGCCUUGCAUUUGGCAGUGAUCACAGAGCAAACUAUUAUAGUGGACCGAUUACUUAAAGCCGGGUGCGAUGCGACCCUGGUUGAUGAUCGGGGUAACACAGCACUUCACAUUGCCUGCAGAACGGGAUCUCUGGCCUGCUUCAGUCUCCUGACGCAAGGCUGCCCACAGCAACUACCAGCCAUCUUUCAGACACCAAACUUUAGCGGUCAGAAAUGCAUCCACGUGGUCGCCACCCAAGGUUACCUGUCGUUAGUAGAAAACCUCAUUCAGCUUGGCGCAGACAUCAACGCACAGGAACAGUGUAAUGGCCGAACUGCCCUUCACUUAGCGGUCGACCUGCAGAACUUGGACCUCGUUCGGCUUUUAAUCAGCAAAGGUGCUGAUGUUAACAGCUUAACAUAUGGAGGUCACACAGCUUAUCACCUGACCUACGGACGGUCGAAUAAAGACAUAGAGAGAGCCCUGUUUGAAGUCACCGCGCCGCACCUGUGGGAACUUCCAGAUAGUGAGUCGGACGACACAGAUGAAUAUUCUGAAGACUCGGAAAACGAGAUUUAUGAUGAUAUUGUAGUAGCCGGGCAGUAGGAAAGUGCAAAAGGACUUUCGGAAUUCUGUGGAAUGGAGAGAUACAGAACUGUUCUCAUUCGAGGAGCCCAGGGACAAGUCCAGACAGGGGCUUGCGGUGGGACAAGACGGCUCUUGGCUCGUUCAAGUAAAAGACCGAUCCAGAAGAAGGAGCCCAAGAAAAGAAGGUUAUUUGUGGAUGUUUUACCAGACCAUCUUAAGAGGAACACUGGACUGAGGCCAGCAAAUGUACCUUUGGCCGUCUGUGUUGGAAUAUAUCCAGCUCAAAUCAGCAGCUGUAUAUCUAUUGUACUGUGAUGUGUAAAUUAUUGUGUAUACAAACAGAUUUAUUUUUAUAACAACAUGUAAAUGUGUAUAUGAGAAGUUUUCUUGUAGAAAUACAUGAGAUGCUUUAAAUUAAAACCUUUGACAACUUUA